Zophobas morio is the source of this 1953-nucleotide messenger RNA. Its product is annotated as trehalase-like. Gene Ontology annotation, molecular function: alpha,alpha-trehalase activity. Lineage: Eukaryota; Metazoa; Arthropoda; Insecta; Coleoptera; Tenebrionidae. The record is from RefSeq and is a predicted model, not a curated record. The transcript has 2 exons. Gene Ontology annotation, biological process: trehalose catabolic process. The coding region runs from base 187 to 1860 and encodes 557 amino acids.
CAGGUUUACGGAAUUUCCAUUCAGUACAAUUUUGGUAUAAAAAGGGAACCGAAAAAACCAUACUACUAUAAAUCUGUAGAUGAUAUAUGUAUAUUGAGUGGAAAAUUUCUAAGUCGGUGACCUAGAGACCAAAAUCAGUCAUUAUCGGUUAUCGAAGAAAGAAAGUUCGACGUAGAAAUCCGCAAAAUGGGCCCUUUACUCUUCCUCGUUUUCGUCGCCCAUGCCCUUGCCCAAACCCAGCCGUCAUGCGACAGCAAGAUCUACUGCCAAGGCGACCUCUUGCACACCAUCCAAAUGGCCAAACCCUUCGAAGACUCCAAAACCUUCGUCGACAUGAAACUGAAGCAUGACGAAAAAACGACCCUUGACAACUUCGACGUUUUCAUCACCAACACCAACAACAACCCGACAAAGGAGGAGGUGCAGCAGUUCGUUAGCGACAAUUUUGAAGAGGGCAACGAGUUCGAGGACUGGGUGCCUUCGGACUAUACCCCAAACCCGCAAAUUCUGUCCAAGAUAGCCGACACGGAAAUCAGAAAUUUCGCAAGUAAGUUGGUGGCAAUUUGGCCCAAACUUGCCCGAAAAGUGAAGCAAGAGGUCUUCGACACGCCUGAGUUGUACACGCUUUUGCCAGUGGAACACGGGUUUAUUGUACCCGGGGGGCGGUUCAAGGAGUUUUACUAUUGGGACUCCUAUUGGAUUAUCAAGGGGCUUUUGGUGUGCGAAAUGUACGAUACUGUUAAAGGUAUGUUGGAUAAUUUCUUGUCGAUUGUGGAGAAGUACGGGUUUUUGCCCAAUGGUGCUAGGAUAUACUACCUGAAUAGGUCGCAGCCGCCGCUUCUGACUCUCAUGGCUGCUACGUACAUCCAAGCGACUAACGAUACGACUUGGUUGCUCAACAACAUCAAAACUCUAGAUAAAGAGUUGAGGUUCUGGUUGGACAAUAAGGUGGUGACUGUUCCCAAAAACGGGAUUAAUUAUACUCUAGCCCACUACGACUCUGAAAGUGGUAGCCCGCGUCCUGAGUCCUACUACGAAGACGUCGACACCGCCAGGCGCCUUCCCAACGAAGAAGACAGGAUCCAGUUGUACGCGGACUUGAAGAGCGGCGCCGAAAGCGGCUGGGACUUCUCCAGUAGGUGGAUAGUAGACGAAAAUGGUACCGCCAACGCCAACCUGACCUCCCUGCAAACCCGAAGAAUCAUCCCGGUCGACCUCAACGCCUUCCUGUGCCAAGCGUUCCGCAAACUAGGAGAACUCUACGUGAUCAUCCACGACUUCGAAAACGCCGUCUACUGGUUCGAGAUGGCAAGCAUCUGGCAGAAGAACAUCCAGGACGUUCUUUAUAACGAAGAAGACGGCAUUUGGUACGACUGGGACAACGUUCUGGGUCAACACAGGAAGAUCUUCUUCGCUUCAAAUUUUGCCCCAUUGUGGUCUGAAACAUACGAACUUCAAAACGCAGAAGUGUUGGGACAGAGGGCGGCCGACUAUUUUGACAGCCAGGAACUGAUGAACUACCAAGGUGGUAUCCCGACGUCGGUUAGACAUACGGGUGAGCAAUGGGACUACCCCAACGCUUGGCCACCACUACAGUCCAUCGUGGUAAUGGGUUUGGACAAAACUGGGAAUUGUAAGGCGAAGUCGAUUGCGAAAGAGUUCGCACACAGGUGGAUUGUGGCUAAUAUGAUUGGGUACAACCAGACCAACGAGAUGUUUGAGAAGUACGACGCUGAGAACCCUGGACAGUAUGGUGGAGGGGGAGAAUACAAAGUACAAAGCGGGUUUGGGUGGACGAAUGGUGUCGUGUUUGAGUUUAUAGAAAGGUUCUUUACCACGACGUCCAAGAAGAUGGCGUAAUUUGAAAAAGUAUUUUUUUAUUUAUUAAAUGUGAUAUCGGAGUAAGUUAUAUUGUUGUAGGUCAAAAUGAUAAAUAAAUUAUUGUUAAGUGUG